AUCACAUAUUUCAGGCUAAAUACUAUCGCAUACGCCAAUUAUUUCUAAUAAACACGCAUUCCUGUGAUUCGCCCCCACUCCUAUUUUCUUUGCAUUCUCACUCCAACGUAGCUUCUUGUCUCACCUCCGAUUUCACGCCAUGGACCGCAAGGCAACAAAAUCAUCUCAACCGGGCCUGCUACAUCCUAGCGGUGUUAUUAGUGAUGCAUUCCAUAAACUAUACCUUAGAGACAGAAACGUGCAAAGGGAAAUUCGAGCAAGGAUGCACAGAUGUGCAUGGAAAUGUGCCUUGGGCAAGAUGUGACCGAGGAAGGCAAAAAGGCCAAAGUGAGAAGCUCCAAAAUAGAACAAGACCUCUCCGAGCAGGCUCAGAAUGAGAUGAAAGUGGUCAAAAUACUUAUGCUGGGAACUGCUGAGAGUGGAAAGAGCACUCUAAUCAAACAGAUCAAGAUCAUUCACAGUCACGGCUUCUCCAAACAAGACCUCAUCAGCUUUAAGCCUGCAGUCAUAGACAACCUUCUCACUUCUAUGAAGUUUGUCCUCCGAGGAAUGGGGAUGCUAAGGAUAAACCUGGCAGACAAGAAGAACAAGAGUCACGCUCGCUCCAUCCUGUCAUGUCGCCAAUGUUUGGGCAACGACCAGGAGUUGCUUCCCUUUGUGGCUCAUGCUUUCUGCGCGCUGUGGGCCGACCAGGGGGUGCGAGCGGCUGCCAUCAGAGGUUACGAGUUUGAACUCAAUGACUCUGCCCUCUAUUUCUUCCAAAACAUAAGUCGAAUCAUCGCCCCCAAUUACACCCCUACCGAGCGAGACGUUCUCCGAGUGAGAGUGAGGACCUGCGGCAUCAUCGAGACGCACUUCCAAGUUGAUGACAUUGUAUUCCGGUUGUACGACGUGGGCGGCCAGCGUAGUGAUCGAAGGAAAUGGCUGCGUUGUUUUGACGAUAUGCAGGCUUUGCUGUUCGUCGUAGCUCUGAGCAGUUAUGACGUGUCUCUUCCUGAAGACCCAACCGUGAAUCGACUGCAGGAAAGUUGUGAACUUUUUGCGUCGAUCUGCACCAACUCCAUCUUCAAGCUCACCUCAGUGAUUCUGUUCAUGAACAAAACUGACCUUUUCCAGGAGAAGAUACUCCUCUCUGGAAGACACCUGAGAUUCUACAUUUCUACUUUUCAAGGAGCAGAUGCAGACGUGGACGCUGCAGCUCGCCACAUCACCACCAUGUUCUUGACAAGCAAUGUGGACAAUCGGCUCAUAUUCCACCACUUUAUCACGGCUAUCGACACCGCCAACAUCCAAGCGGUUUUUCAGGUUGCCAUAGAACAGAUGAAGCACAACCUCGCAACAACUCAGCUCCUCUAACAGAUGAAUUAUUUUAAAUCCCACUUAAUUAUGCCACAUUUGUUUUAAAUUAUUUUAAAUAAAAUAUUAUUUUGUUAUGAUGUUGGUGGAUCUGUUCUGCCCCCACACACUGAAAAUUGUAAAUACAGUGCUAAGAAGACCUAUGAUGAAUGAAUUGUCAAUUUUGGUCCGCCAACUUUGGCAAAAGUAAAUUUGUGGAGCAUGUGUAACUAUUUUUUUUGGUGAAGGUGAAUUCUCCCAAUAUUGUUGAGUUGAAAUUAGUGACAGGAGACGUGAUGGUUGUUCAAUU
This is a messenger RNA of Syngnathus acus (greater pipefish), 1645 nucleotides long. RefSeq names its product guanine nucleotide-binding protein G(o) subunit alpha-like. Gene Ontology annotation, biological process: adenylate cyclase-modulating G protein-coupled receptor signaling pathway. The coding region runs from base 271 to 1356 and encodes 361 amino acids. Gene Ontology annotation, cellular component: heterotrimeric G-protein complex. NCBI's taxonomy places the organism in Eukaryota, Metazoa, Chordata, Actinopteri, Syngnathiformes, Syngnathidae. The record is from RefSeq and is a predicted model, not a curated record. Gene Ontology annotation, molecular function: G protein-coupled receptor binding; GTPase activity; G-protein beta/gamma-subunit complex binding. The transcript is spliced from 10 exons.